Molecule: messenger RNA, 6026 nt
Organism: Salarias fasciatus (jewelled blenny)
Lineage: Eukaryota; Metazoa; Chordata; Actinopteri; Blenniiformes; Blenniidae
Product: zinc finger protein Rlf-like
Exons: 8
Coding region: 25-5583 (1852 amino acids)
Biological process (GO): regulation of transcription by RNA polymerase II
Cellular component (GO): nucleus
Molecular function (GO): DNA binding; DNA-binding transcription factor activity, RNA polymerase II-specific
Source: RefSeq, a predicted model, not a curated record
UACGCGCCGUGCAGGAGGACGAAGAUGGCGGCGGAGAAUAAUGUGGAAGCGGAGCACGAAUGGAGCGACUGGGCCCUGGACACGGCCGAGGACACCCUGGUGGCGAUGGAGACCCUGCUGGCUACGCUGAGAGCUUUCGAAGACGUCCUCAGGCAGCAGGACGUGUCCACGGCGUCCUCCACGGAGUACUGCGACAACUUCUGCCAGGCGCUGAUGCACUAUGCCGGGAGCAGGAACUCCAUGGAGCACGGUCUUCCCCUGCUGGAGGUCUACUGCCUGUCCAUAAACUGCUUCGCUGCGGCCCGCUCACACCUGACUGCAGACUCCGACAGAGUGGCCCUGGUCCUGAAGAGGCUGGCUCUGAGCUGCUUCGAGCUGCUGCUGUCGGUGCCAGAGAAUGAGAUCCCGUACGAGGCCUGGGUUCAGUUCCACCACUCCGUCCAGAUCGCCCAUGAUACCCUGCUGCGCUACGGGAGCACCGACCUGCAGGCCUUGCUGCAGAUCACGGGGGAGGGCGGCGCCUGGAGCAACCCCGUCCUGACCUCGCUGCUGACCGGACAGACCACCAGCCCCGAGGAGGUUAAUACGUACAUCAGCCUGGAGGGCGAGGGCUUCAUGGAGAUGCGGGUGAAGCACCUGGAGAAGAUGGGGGAGGUUGCCAAAGCCGUGGUUCUGGCCAAAGCGUGCACGGAGUGCAGCUGCAUCUCCAACCAGGCCAUGUUCCGGCAGACCUACAUCUCGCUGCUCUGCCACCUGCUGCCCAACGAAGAGGCCAUCAUGGAGAUCUCCAGACUGGACUGCAAGGACGUGCUGGAGAUCACCUGCAACCUGGAGACGGAGGGGGAGGAGAACACCGCCUUCAUCCUGUGCACCACCUUCCUCACCCAGCAGCUGCAGCAGCAGAGCCUGUACAGCUCCUGGGAGCUGACUCUGCUGUGGAGUAAGCUUCAGAGGAGGCUGGACCCGUCGCUGCUGUCCCUCCUGGAGCGAUGCCUUCAGCUGGGCGCCAUCGCCAAAACGGUCCAUCACUUACUCUACCUGGUUCGGGUCAUUCAGACAGAGGCAGAGGAACUUGGGACUUCUGCUUCGGUUGAACUCUGUGUCAAAGCUCUGCAACUUCCAAGGGGAGACGACUCCGAAACGAGGAUCUCCAUCUGUAAGACGAUGUCCUGCCUCCUGCAGGACGACCUGGAAGUGUGGCGAGCCUGCCAGCUGACGGAGUUUCUGCUCGGCCCCUGCCAGGACUCCUUCAGACGUCUGGAGGAGCUCUACCUACGCCCGGACCAAAAGUACGACCAGGAAAGCGGGUCGAUUCCCAACUCGCUGCGCUGCGAGUUGCUUCUAGCGCUGAAAGCUUACUGGCCUUUUGACCCCGAGUUCUGGGACUGGAAAACGCUGAAGUACCACUGCGCGUCUCUGCUGGGGCUGAAGCCCGAGUCGGACGCUGAGGAGGAGGAGGCGGCAGACAGACGGGAGAGCCCGGAGCCACAAGGAGCCGCCGUCAAAGCAGAACCCCAACAGCACAGUGUAGUAAACGGAGGACUCGGUCCCGAGCAGCACCACAAACCGCCCAGCGGCGAGCAGAAAGAGCCCAGCGGAGAGUCGGAGGCUCAGAAACCCAAGCUGUGCUGUCGGCUCUGCAGGAGGUCUGUGUCCGACUCGCAGAUCGUCCACCACUCCAAGAGACACGCGGCGGAAAACCACCACCCGUGUCCCGUCUGCAAGGACGCGUUCAGGAGCAGGAAGGAUCUGGUUCCUCACUUGAGAGAACACGUUGAGGGCAGGACGGCGGCGGACGUGAAGAAAGAGGACGUGCAGAAGCGCCUGGACGACGACGACGACAUCGAGCCGGGCGAGAUCACCGUGGACCCCUCGUUGAUGCUGUACUACAAGUCCACCCACGACCCGGACGUGCUGCACCACAUCGUGGAGCAGGUCGGCACGGCCGCGGAGAAGCACGUGGACGACGACGAGCACGUCACCUUCGAGUACAUCGACCGGCACUACAAGCUGCAGAACAGAGACGAGUACCCGUGUCCGGGGACCGGCUGCACCCGAGUCUUCAAGCACUCAAAGUACCUGUACGUGCACCUGAAGUCCGAGCACAUCGGCGACGACAACGUCAAGUAUUUCCACCAGAUGAGGGACAAGAGGGAGAAGUGCGUCUUCUGCAGACGCCACUUCGUCUCGGCGUACCAUCACCGCAAACACCGCAGGGUCCACUACGGCGAGCGGCCCUACAUGUGCGUGGUGAUGGGCUGCGGCGCUCGCUUCACCACGUCCAACGAGCUGGUCACGCACAAACAGACCCACGGCUACCUGCUCAACUACCAGUGCGAGCUGCAGGGCUGCUACGUGACGUACUCCGACCUGGGCCAGAUCUACCACCACGAGGCGCAGCACUUCCGGGACGCGGCGUUCACCUGCAGCGGCCCGGACUGCCGCCAGUACCACUUCUCCAAGAAGGACUUCGUCAAGCACUUAGCCUCGCACGACAUCACCUUCUCCGAGUCCGACUUCGAAGCUCAGCGCAGAGCCAAGCGGAAACUCUUCAAGACGCUUCCCGAAGCGGCGGCCCGCCUCAGGUCCGUGGAGCCGGAGGGGCUGACCAACGGGGACGACCUCCACCCGGCCGGCUGCGACGCGCCGCCGCACAGGUCAGAGGUCGCGGAACCUAAAGCAACAAUGACCCUGGUGGCCGUGUGUUUCGACGGGAGCAAGUUCACCUGCGGCUUUGAGAAGUGCGGCAUGACUUUCUCCAGAGCCAGAGACGUGCAGAGGCAUCUGAAAUGUGCUCACCCAGAACACCUGAAGCUGGAGAACAAAGAACACAAGCAUGAAAAAGAGCACGGCUCCAAGUCCAAAGCCAUCAAGACCGAACCCGAGCCGGACCCCGUCGGCCCCGGGCACAAUCUGCCCUCCGCUGCCGGAGAAGCAAACCAAGAAAGAAAAGCAUUCGCUGUGUCCAAAAGCACCGAAGCAACAAAGAAUGACCCUCUCAGAGAAAUCCUGAUGGGGCUCAGUCGCCUGGAUCUCAAUUCUACGUCUUCUCACUGUUUACCAAAGGAGUCUUCAGCGUCCGACACCGACUCAAAUUCGUCUCAGGUGGCUCUUCAUCGGGCGAUCAUGGCCAAGCCUCCAGUGGUGCUGCUUCAGAAGAGACCACAUCUGUCCGCCGCGACGGUCUCGGUCAAAGAAGAAGACGGCCUGGAGCUGCUGAGCACCGCCAAGCCGUACGUCUGCCAGGCGAAGGGCUGCGGCUUCAGGACGGCGCAGAGCUACAGCUUACAGCGUCACUACAACACCAGGCACGGCCGCACGCUGGAGCAGGCCAAGAGACUGACCUCCCUGAAAACCACCUCCUUCAAGCCUUACGUCUGCCAGCUCUGCUCCAACAGCCACCGGCAGAAAAACGUGCUGCGCUCUCAUUACAUCCAGGUCCAUAAGCUCAGCCCCGCCUCCGUGGAGUCCAUGAUCUGCACGUCGGUGCAGGAGGGCAGCAGAGCAGCCUCGUCUCUGAAAACACAAGCGUCCAUGGCACGGCACAGCCUGAAGCUGAAGAAGAAAGACAUCAAGGCACCGCGCCUGCACAAGGCCAAGAGCGUCAAGGCCGUCAGUGAGAAUGGACAGAAGUUUGAGAGUCCUGCGUCCAGAGAGGACGAGGAGCGCAGGCCUGAAGACGGCCAGCAGGAGGGGAAGAAAGACCACCAGACGUCCCAGGUGAGGGCGAGGCGUUUGGUAGCCAAAGGUAACCUGUGCUACAUCCUGGACAAGUUCAGCAAGCCCUUCCACUGCGUGGCAAAGAACUGCGACGCAGCGUUCUCCACCCAGGGGGGCCUGGUGCGCCACCUGCAGCUGGUCCACCACUACAACCGCUCGCAGCUGCUGCUGGAGCAGGACGUGGACGUGCAGUGCACCUCCGAGGUCCGCAAGGAGCCGGCCAAGAAGAGGCCCGCUCCGAGCUCCGACGAGCCUCAGCCCCGGUUCAAAUGCCACUUCCUGAACUGCAGCGCCUCCUACCACCUGAGGAGCAGCCUGGUGCGCCACACCCGGGAGAUCCACUCGCAGCCGCCGCCCGCGCUCGUGCGCUGCACGUUCGACGGCUGCACGCAGGUGUUCAGCCACGACGAGGCGCUGAAGAAGCACGCGCUGUACAGCCACUACGAGUGCUACGACUCCCUGGUGGUGCGUCUGCAGAGCACCCACAAGAAGUCCAUCACCGGCUGCCAGAAGAAGCUGAUCGUUCCCCCCAAGACCGAAGACCCCGCCCCGCCCCCCGCGCAGACCCCGCAGUCUGGCCCGGCCGCCCCGGAGCCGCAGAAAACCGGCGACGACAAGGCCAAGAAACCAAGGAGAGAUCGGCGGAGGACCUUCAGCUCUUAUGAGUAUCGGUCUCACGAGGAGGCGCUGCAGAUGUGUCAGGACCGCAGCGCGCGCAUCUCCUUCCCCUGCAUGGUCCAGGACUGCCACUCCGUGGUCAGCUCCACCCACAGCCUGAACCGCCACUACCUGAGGGUGCACCGCAUGACCCGCGACCUGCUGCUCCGGCACCAGGACAAGCUGGUGUUCAACGCCGAGCAGCUGGAGGAGCUCAUCCAGAGGAAGUCGGCCCGCCCCACCGCGGCCGGAGAAGUCACCCCCAUCGGGGCCCGCGAGCCGGACAACUCAGGCCAGACGGCCCCCGUGAGCCUGCACACCCUGAAGACCGCCGCCGUGAAGGAGGAGGAGGAGGAGGAGGAGCAGCAGGAGCAGGAGGAGGGUCGCGCUGCUCCAGGGUUCCCUGGGGAGCAGCAGGAGGACGAGCAGGAGGAGGAGCAGCAGGAGCAGCUGCCCCCUGUGGACAGGAAGGGGGUCCUGGUGGGAGCAGAUGAGGUGCUGAAUGGCGAGGCCAGUGCAGGCGAGUCCACGGAGAGCCCGCCCGCCCACAGACCGGAGGAGCGCCUGAGUCUGGACCAGAUCACGCCGCUGCUGCGGCCGCUCACCGUGGACCUGUCGCCGCCGUGCUCGCUGCGCUUCACGGCCGGCGAGGGUUUCCACGACCCGUCCGGCAAGCUGCUGAACGGCUCGCUGUCCCUCGCCGCGCCGCCUCUCCGCCAGCCGCUCAAACGCAAGAACGAACUGUCCGAGGCGCCUUCCAACCUCAAAGACCCUCCGACUGGCAGCCCGUCCCCGCGCCCGUUCAACAUCGAAGCCUACAAACCCAUCGGCUUCGAGUCGUCCUUCCUGAAGUUCAUCCAGGACACCUCCCCGAAAGACAAGAGCUCCGCCCCGGCCCGGCGGCGGGACGCCUUCAGACGCAGCUGCUCCGUCAAGGAGAACAACCAGCUGGGCGUGUCUCUCACCCGCAGCAGACGCUCCCGCUCGCCGCCGCUGAAGCCCCCGGCGGCGGCGGGCGACCUGACGUCGGUCCACAACCUGAAGUCCAUCCUGGACCGGGCGCUGGCCGGCUGCGGAGACCUGGCCAUCAAGCAGCUGCAGUACCUGCGGCCGGUGGUGGUGCUGGGCCGGCCCGUCAGCGCCGCCUCGCCGCCCCACCUCUUCCCCCCCGACAUGAGCGGCAGCAAGCUGCUGCUGGGGAGCUGAGCCGCCGCUGCUCCGCUGGCCGCCGGCCGCCUCUGGACACUGCAGUAUUACGAUUUUCUUCCAACAUUUAUGGUGUUGCUUUUUGCAGGCUUUUUUUUUUUUUUUUUAUUCUUCCAAGUUGCCAAAAUCAAGAGUCGUAGAAGUUAGUCUUAGGAUUAAAACCAGUUGAAACGGUGCACAAACGUCGGUUUCAACUCACAUGUGUACAUAUUGUAGUUCUCUAAGACCCAGUCAAAGUACAGCUUUUCAUUUUGUUGGAAGUCGUUAGAGAAUCAAAUGGCUUUUUCACUUCAGUGAAACCGUUGUAGAAAUAUCUCCUGACUACGGAACGUUCUGAGUAUGUCUGAUUCUUUUUCACCUCGGUUUAUACUCAGUCUGUGUUGGGAUGCAGUGGACUGAUGCCAGAUGUGUAUGUAACACUUUCUAAAUAAAUAAUGUAAAUU